UGCACAUCUUUGUCAGUGAACAAAAUGGCAACCUACUGUCUAACUGUAGCCAGGCUUCAGCUGGCCCUGGGCCAGGGUGCACGGCGCCUGCAUGUAUCAGCAGCUUACAGAGCCAAGGCCAAAGUGUCUAUGAGCCGGUUUGAGCCCACCUCUUUCGUCGGCUACGAGAAGCUCCAAUCCAACGUUGACAUUGUGCGAAAAAGGCUCAAUCGGCCGCUCACGCUGUCAGAGAAGAUCGUUUAUGGCCACCUCGAUGACCCCAAGAACCAGGAGAUCGAUCGUGGUCGCACUUACCUUCGGCUGCGUCCCGACCGCGUGGCCAUGCAGGAUGCCACGGCCCAGAUGGCGAUGCUCCAGUUCAUCAGCAGCGGACUGCCGAAAGUGGCCGUGCCCUCCACCAUCCACUGUGAUCACCUGAUCGAGGCCCAGAUCGGAGGGGUGAAGGAUCUGGCCAGGGCGAAGGAAGUAAACCAUGAGGUUUACAACUUCCUGUCCAGUGCUGGGGCAAAAUAUGGAGUUGGCUUCUGGAAACCAGGCUCUGGAAUCAUCCACCAGAUCAUUCUGGAGAACUACGCCUACCCAGGAGUGAUGCUUAUUGGCACAGAUUCCCACACACCAAACGGUGGCGGGCUCGGUGGGAUCUGUAUUGGAGUUGGAGGAGCCGAUGCUGUCGAUGUCAUGGCAGGAAUUCCAUGGGAGCUCAAGUGUCCCAAGGUGAUUGGAGUGAAGCUGACAGGCACUCUCUCUGGCUGGACGUCUCCUAAGGAUGUCAUCCUGAAGGUUGCUGGCAUCCUGACAGUGAAGGGAGGCACUGGAGCCAUUGUAGAAUACCAUGGACCAGGAGUCGACUCCAUUUCCUGCACUGGAAUGGCCACCAUUUGCAACAUGGGAGCAGAAAUCGGAGCCACGACCUCAGUAUUCCCGUACAACCACCGCAUGAGAACCUACCUGGAGAAGACAGGACGUGGACAGAUCGCUGCCCUGGCUGAUGAAUACUCCGACUUGUUGGUACCAGAUGAAGGCUGCGAGUAUGAUCAGACCAUCGAGCUCAAUCUGGACGAGUUGAAGCCCCACAUCAACGGACCAUUCACCCCUGACCUGGCUCACCCAGUGUCUGAAGUAGGUGCUGUCGCUGAGAAGAACGGCUGGCCGCUGGAUGUCAAAGUUGGUCUGAUCGGCAGCUGUACCAACUCCAGCUACGAGGACAUGGGCCGCGCUGCUUCUAUCGCCAAGCAGGCUUUGGAUAAAGGCCUGAAGUGUAAAGCUCAGUUCACAGUCACCCCCGGCUCAGAGCAGAUCCGUGCCACCAUAGAGAGAGAUGGAUAUUCAAAGAUCCUUGGAGAUGUUGGAGGUGUGGUCCUGGCAAACGCAUGCGGGCCCUGCAUUGGACAAUGGGACAGGCGUGAUGUGAAGAAGGGAGAGAAGAACACCAUCGUCACCUCCUUCAACAGAAACUUCACUGCCAGGAAUGAUGCUAACCCUGCAACACACGCUUUUGUUACCUCCCCUGAGAUUGUCACUGCCCUUGCCAUCGCUGGCACGUUAAACUUCAACCCAGAGACAGAUUACCUUACAGCCCCUAACGGUGAGAAGUUCAAGCUUGAGCCCCCUAGCGGAGAUGAACUCCCUGCCAGGGACUUUGACCCAGGUCAGGACACCUACCAGCACCCACCUGCGGACGGCACCAGCCUCAAAGUGGACGUCAGCCCUCAGAGCAACCGGCUCCAGCUGCUGGAGCCCUUCGACAAAUGGAGCGGAAAAGAUCUGGAUGACAUGCUGGUCCUCAUUAAGGUGAAGGGCAAAUGCACCACAGACCACAUCAGUGCCGCCGGGCCGUGGCUGAAGUUCCGUGGUCACUUGGACAACAUCUCCAACAACAUGCUUAUCGGUGCGGUCAACAGCGAGAACGAUGCCAUCAACAAGAUCAAAAACCACCUGACAGGAGAGUAUGGAGGAGUCCCUGAUGUCGCCCGUCACUACAAGGCCAACAGCGUGUCGUGGGUUGUGGUCGGAGAUGACAACUACGGCGAGGGCUCCAGCAGGGAGCAUGCGGCGCUGGAGCCCAGGCAUCUGGGAGGAAGAGCCAUCAUUGUCAAGAGCUUCGCCAGAAUUCAUGAAACUAACCUUAAGAAGCAGGGUCUGCUCCCACUGACCUUCAGCAACCCGUCAGACUACGACAAGAUCCGUCCUGAUGACAAGAUCUCCAUCAGGGGACUCAAAUCCUUCGCUCCAGGAAAACCUCUGACCGCAGUCGUGAAGCACAGCGACGGCAGUGAGGAGACCCUGCAGCUCAACCACAGCUUCAACGAGACACAGAUCCAGUGGUUCCAGGCAGGCUCAGCUCUCAACAGGAUGAAGGAGCUGCAGCACUGAGGAAGAGGAGUAGGGAGACAACGUGAGGAGGAUUGUGGGGGAAGAAGGGGGAUGAGGAAUGUUGACGACUGCUCCAUCAUCUGCAUUAGCAUACAGUUUGGACUGAAGUAACGCGUCUGUAUACCUCGAAGAGUUCAGCGUAGUGUACUUGAAGGUGUCGUAAGCUGCUGCGUUUCUAGGUCAAACGGUGAUAAAAUGGUUAGAAAUCAAUCUGUUGUAAAAACAAAGCGGACACACACGCACACACACACACACUCUGACAUACUAAGCUUUGACCCACUUGGUGACAUAAUACGCUGCUGGUGUUUUCUCAGCUGUUCAAACAGGUCAGUACAGCACGGACUCCACUUCACACUGGAGCUGGAGGAUGGCGGUCAGUCACCUUGUUGCUUUCCGAUUGUGUUGCUCACUGCAUGGCAAUCAUAGGCUUUAGUCAGCCGUCGUCAUUCAGCCUGUUCCUGUGUUAUUUAAAGCCCACCCAGGGACACUGCGGUUACUUGUAUCUCUGGGUCCAUUGGUUGUUUUGUGAAACUGUACUUGCAAUGAUUAUAUGGAUCCAGAAUAAAACUUGUACACACACACACACACACACACACACAGACUCAUUCAUCCACUCAGAUACGUCCAGUUAGCCUGUCUGCUUCCUAGUGAUUUCCUGUAAAUGUCCACUAUGAAAGCAGCACCCAGUGACAGCAGUCUCUGCAGCUUGUUGAAAUGUAUUCUGGGAAAGGAAGGAAAUCAAAUAAAGGCAUGAGGCAGUUUGAGAGAAGGUGGAUUCAACAUGAAACUGAGCUAAGCUAGCAGAGCAUAAGGUGUGGGAUGCAUUGAACAUCACCGAUUGAUUACUGUACAACAGUGAGUCCUAUGUUUUCAUCCAUCACAGUACAAGAAGCGUUGCAGACAUUUCCUAAUACACAAAAGAACUUGUUUGCUGCGUACAAAUAUAAGAGACCUUACCCUCUUCUUCCCUGACUCCAUCCUUAACCUCCCCUCCUGAUCAGUCCUAACCUCUUUACAAGGUCAAACCCAUCCAAAGGUUUUUUUCCCAUUGUUUGUUUAUUUAUUUAUACUUAUCCUCCUGGAAGGUCCAGAUCCUGUAUGAUUUCCUUUCAUAAAGGUUUCUGUCUUCACGCAGAGGGUAAACUUGGACUUAUGUCCUCUUCCAUCCUGUAUUUUCAGUGCCCUUGUUUUUUUUUCUGGUAACAUUUGUUGCCUUUACCCCAACACAAAUGAAACUUUAUUGAAAAAAAAAAAAUAAAGGAACAGUACAUUGAGUUCUGUAAUGGUGAUAUUGCUGUUACUGUAAAUGACUGUGUGCUUGAUUUAAGUCAUGUGGCUGCUCAAAAGAGUUUUUGGUCGAUAUAAUUAACUGACGUUCUCUCCAAAACCUCAACAUGGAAAAUCAAAUCAGAAAGAUUUGUUUAUUUGUUUUUUGUUUUUGUUUUUUUUUUUUGUUCCUCAUGUUCCUUCACUUCCCCCAGUCCCUGCAAACAAAAUGCAUCAACACAAGGAACAAAUGAAGGCUCAAACCACUCCAUUCUUCACUCCCACUGUAUGUAAAGUGUCUGGUCCAAUGUACAUUUACGUGUUUGUGUUUUUUGUUUCUCCCAGAUUAACUUUUCUGUAUUACAGAAAUGCCAAUGGGUUGUAAAAUAAAAAUUCACAGAUCUCA
Toxotes jaculatrix (banded archerfish) is the source of this 4045-nucleotide messenger RNA. RefSeq names its product aconitase 2, mitochondrial (gene aco2). Gene Ontology annotation, biological process: tricarboxylic acid cycle. Bases 25 to 2373 code for a protein of 782 amino acids. Lineage: Eukaryota; Metazoa; Chordata; Actinopteri; Toxotidae. The record is from RefSeq and is a predicted model, not a curated record. Gene Ontology annotation, cellular component: mitochondrion; cytosol. Gene Ontology annotation, molecular function: aconitate hydratase activity; 4 iron, 4 sulfur cluster binding. The transcript is spliced from 17 exons.